AUGCUCAGCGAUGCAUCCAAAGAAGUGAAAGUUGGACUUCGCCGAAGGUCCAACCCCUGCUCAAUUCCUCACCUCGGCCGAGCACCCGAACCAAUGAAGAUCAUCCUAUGUACGAAGAAGCCAGCAUUUGGAUGCUCGGUACGAAUUGGGAAACUUAGGGAUGACGGUGCUCUCAAAAUCUCCUAUUAUGGAGUGACUCAUAUACUGCUUAGUGCAUCAUAUGGGCGAAACUUCAGAGUGGCGAUUUCCCCAUUUACAUCUCAAAGACUGUCUAAAAGUGAAAACGCGAUUUUUCGUGUUUUGAAGCAGAAUUGGGCAUCAGGUGAUAACGGGUACCAGGCGGUGAAGGACGGUGAGUUAUCAGACGAGUUACAGAAAAAUCCACUUUCAUCCUCCGGAUCCAUUACCGGACGAUAUGGCGCUAUAACUCGUAGGGAAGCGGUCAGGAAGGCGGACAGUAUUUUAGAUCUUAGGGGUUUGAUGUCAUUCUGCGGCCGACAGGAUCCGGCCGCACUGGGAUAUGAGCAGACUUGCAGCAUGACUCCCCCGAUUGCCGGUGAUAUCGUUCAGGAGCAGAAUCGACAGCUUGAGCUCCAGGCGCGGGUAGAUUUGCAUAGCCGGAAACUAGCACAUAACUUCCAACAAGGCCGGCCCAAAGCAACCAGCCAGGCGUACGGAAGGCCACAGAAAGAAUGGAGAACCUGGUGUCAAAAGCAGGGAUUUCAGGACGGUGAGCUUAUUACAGAGGGAAAGAUGUUGUUGUUCCUGAAGUUGUCCUUCACCAUCCGAUCCGGUCUCGCUAUCCUAUCUUCUCAUAACAUGCUUCUGCGAGGACAAGAUAGACGGGGGCUUCAAUUCCCAGAUCUAUUCACUAUUCGGAUAGAGGAAAGGCCAACUCCUUGUUGGCCCAUGAUUAUGAUGAAAUUCCAUGGUAAAAUCAACCAGUUCGGACGGAUUGAGUAUAUGGGUGUUAUGCGACACAGAGAGCCUUUGCUCUGUACGAUUGGUCAAGCAGCAUUCUAUCUAUUCUAUCGGUGGGAGAUCAUGCAGGAGCCAAUUCCCCAAUUCUAUCAACGGCAACAGUGGUACGAUUGGCACUUUUUUAAAGGCUCCAAGGUCACCAAGCCCCUAUCUUAUGAGAUUCAGCUGGAUUGGACCAGUAGGGUGUUCAAAGGUGUUGGGUUGUCGAUCAACAAAAAGUCUCAUUCCGGACGAUCAGGGGGAGCUCGCCUUGCUGAAUUGAGUGGUGUAGAUGAGAAUUCGAUACGAAGAGCAAGCCAUUGGAAUCAAGAUAGUAUGAGCAACCGCUAUCUUUCUGAAUUGCCUCGGCCUUUUCUUCAUAGGUUGGCUGGCUUCAACCCUACAGAUCAAGGGAAUUACUAUCUCCCUAGAGCUACAGUAUCGCCCCCGGAAAGCCUCGUACGAGCCCUCUGGCCAUGGGUCGAUACAUGGCUAACUUGGUUCCGAAUACAUGACUCCUCUGUACAGAAUAUAGAUUUAGCACUGGAACUACCUUCUCCACCGCCUCUGAUACAAGAGGGAAGCCAAAAGUAUGACCAAGAAGAUCUGGCAGCUCAAGGAUUCUUGAAACUCCUUCAACAGUUCCGUACGGUCAUCCUUCAAGAUUCGGCCCAGUCAGCAUCUUUAGUUCAGUCAACAGAGAUGCCUUCAUAUCAGCUCUCUCGUACGAUAACCACCGUACGAGAGCUCUGGGAAGAAUGGUUUGUUGGCUUGAAUGGCCACCCAUCUGUUCAAUCUCUUGAGAGUGAGUAUGGGACAUCAUGGAGAUCUGAGCCCAAGGAACGUGUUAUGUUUGGAAGAAGAAAGCUUAUUAUCGAUGAGAUUCUUGCUCGUACGAAAGAUGGAACCUCACUGAGCAAAGCUGUUGAAAUCGAAAAGCUCAUGAUCUGCGCUGUCAAAGUUACUGAAGAAAGCUCGUUUUUGAUUUUUUCUAUAGAAAGAAUUGAAGCUAUUCGUACGAAUGUGUGCCUAAGUCAUCUAUUAUCGCCUAGUCACCGGAUCUAUGAUAAACUCUUGAGAGAUGGAAGCAAGGAAUUCUCUAUGAACUCAAAUUCCAUCGGCAUCCCUCAUCGUCUACGUGAUCCUCACAUAUUAUGGGCCUUGAAUAUCAUUCACACCAGGUUCCCUUCUCGUGAUGGUAACCGCACCUUUUUUUGA
Molecule: messenger RNA, 2178 nt
Organism: Talaromyces stipitatus ATCC 10500
Lineage: Eukaryota; Fungi; Ascomycota; Eurotiomycetes; Eurotiales; Trichocomaceae
Exons: 10
Coding region: 1-2178 (725 amino acids)
Biological process (GO): positive regulation of ribosomal protein gene transcription by RNA polymerase II
Molecular function (GO): RNA polymerase II cis-regulatory region sequence-specific DNA binding; DNA-binding transcription factor activity, RNA polymerase II-specific
Source: RefSeq, a predicted model, not a curated record